UCCAAACCAUCGACCUCCUUACAAGCUCCGCCAGAUACCUCAGUAGAGCAGAGAUGGCCAGCUUUGAGAGCGCCACCGGCGAAGACUGCAGCUCGUGCCACCGCCGCGGCGGCUCGUGCCACCACUGCGGCGGCCGGGGCUGCGGACACUGCCGGCGACUGGGCCACGGCCUCCUCGGACACGGUGGCUACAGCCAAAGCUGCCACGGCGGCUACGGCAUUGGCGGCCACCUGUACGGCGGCCACGCGGGCUACGGCCACGGGGGCUACGGCACCGGAGGCUAUGGCCACGGAGGCUAUGGCCACGGGGGCUAUGGCCACGGAGGCUAUGGCCACGGAGGCUAUGGCCACGGAGGCUAUGGCCACGGAGGCUACGGCCACGGAGGCUACGGCACCGGCUGCUGCAAGCCGGUCACCACCUGCCACACGCGCCCGAUAGUCCACCUCGACUUCUGCACGAGCGGCCACGGCCACUCGUCUUGCCACCACUGUGGCGGGCGCGGUUGCGGCCACUGCGGCUCCGGCCACUUCGGCGGCUACGAGUGCACCGCCGACUGCCACGACGAGUGCGCCACCUCCUCGUGCCACCACUGCGGUGGCAAGGGCUGUGGGCACUGCCGCCGCCGCCAGUCGUGCCACCACUGCGGCGGCAAGGGCUGCGGGCACUGCCGUAGGUCCUCGUGCCACCACUGCGGCGGCAAGGGCUGUGGGCACUGCCGUAGGUCCUCCUGCCACGGCUUUGAGUGCGACGAGGAAGUCGGCUGCGGUCUGACCGUCGGCCGCUCCUCGUGCCACCGCUGCGGCGGCAUCGGCUGCGGGCACUGCCGUAGGUCCUCGUGCCACCACUGCGGCGGCGUCGGCUGCGGGCACUGCCGUAGGUCCUCGUGCCACCACUGCGGCGGCGUCGGCUGCGGGCACUGCCGCCGCUCCUCCUGCCACGGCUUUGAGUGUGACGAGGAAGUCGGCUGCGGUCUGUCCGUCGGCCGCUCCUCGUGCCACCACUGCGGAGGCAAGGGCUGCGGCCACUGCCGUAGGUCCUCGUGCCACCACUGCGGUGGCAAGGGCUGUGGGCACUGCCGCCGCCGCCAGUCGUGCCACCACUGCGGCGGCAAGGGCUGCGGGCACUGCCGUAGGUCCUCCUGCCACGGCUUUGAGUGCGACGAGGAAGUCGGCUGCGGUCUGACCGUCGGCCGCUCCUCGUGCCACCACUGCGGCGGCGUCGGCUGCGGGCACUGCCGUAGGUCUUCGUGCCACCACUGCGGCGGCGUCGGCUGCGGGCACUGCCGUAGGUCUUCGUGCCACCACUGCGGUGGCGUCGGCUGCGGCCACUGCCGUAGGUCCUCGUGCCACCGCUGCGGCGGCGUCGGCUGCGGGCACUGCCGCCGCCAGUCGUGCCACCACUGCGGCGGCAAGGGCUGCGGCGUGUGCCGCGGGUGGGGCAUCGGUGGCCGGAAGUUCUAG
Messenger RNA from Petromyzon marinus (sea lamprey), 1460 nucleotides. The record is from RefSeq and is a predicted model, not a curated record. NCBI's taxonomy places the organism in Eukaryota, Metazoa, Chordata, Hyperoartia, Petromyzontiformes, Petromyzontidae.